UAAGUCUUCAAUCAACAUGUUUGCAACAACUGCUUUGUUGACUUUUAUUUGCAUUCAAAGUUUUGUGUUCGCUGAAGAAUAUUUGGUACCACAAAACAUUGAUUUGGAUGAAAUACUCAAAAACGAUCGUUUGACAAGAAAUUACAUCGACUGUGUUUUAGGAAAAGGAAAAUGUACACCCGAAGGAGAAGAACUUAAAAGAGAUAUUCCAGAAGCUUUAAAAAAUGAAUGUGCCAAAUGUAACGAAAAACACAAAGAAGGAGUAAGAAAGGUGCUUCAUCACUUAAUCAAAAAUAAACCAAACUGGUGGCAAGAACUUGAAGCUAAAUUUGACCCCAAAGGCGAAUAUAAACAGAAAUAUAACAAUCUUCUUGAAAAAGAAGGUUUGCAAGCUUGAGAACAAAAAUUAAUUUGUAAAUAAAAAGAAGAUACAAUUAAUGUUUUAUUUAUGAUUAUACAAAACUACCUACUGUUAUAACAUCAUGAUAAUGGUCACAUCAAUAUUAAUUAUUGCGAUUGUUAGAAUUAAUUUAACGUGAAGAAGAAAAAAUUUAAUGUGUUUUCUUGUCACGACAGUUUUAAUAAAGUACCAGUAAAAAUUUUUCCAAUUGAAAUCCACAAGUAUAAAUACCA
Tribolium madens (black flour beetle) is the source of this 633-nucleotide messenger RNA. It is a transcript of the gene Csp14, whose product is annotated as ejaculatory bulb-specific protein 3-like. Bases 17 to 397 code for a protein of 126 amino acids. The record is from RefSeq and is a predicted model, not a curated record. The transcript is spliced from 2 exons. NCBI's taxonomy places the organism in Eukaryota, Metazoa, Arthropoda, Insecta, Coleoptera, Tenebrionidae.